Talpa occidentalis (Iberian mole) is the source of this 2709-nucleotide messenger RNA. It is a transcript of the gene DDX43, whose product is annotated as DEAD-box helicase 43. The record is from RefSeq and is a predicted model, not a curated record. Lineage: Eukaryota; Metazoa; Chordata; Mammalia; Eulipotyphla; Talpidae. Gene Ontology annotation, molecular function: RNA binding; ATP binding; RNA helicase activity. The coding region runs from base 110 to 2056 and encodes 648 amino acids. The transcript has 17 exons.
UCUCGCGCGGGCUCCUUAAGCAGCGGCUGCGUGGCUGCCCUUGUAGACUCGCCCCCGACGGCGCUAGACCCGAACGACGUCGGACGUGCCGGAUCUCAUUCACGGAACCAUGUCUAGGAAAGAAGCGGGGGGCAACGCCUCUCCCGGGGUCGUUGCUUCCCAGGAAAGCUCGGCCCAGACCCGGCCACCCGAGACACCAGUGGAGGAACGGACUCGAAGAGGUCGGGGGGCCCGUAGAGGCGGCAAAGGUGGCGGCUGGAGGGACUCCGCCGACUUCCAGCAGCCAGGGGCCGCUGGUCCCCAGGAACCGCCGCUGUGCUUUAGAUUGAAGAAAGACUGGGUCGGCAUCGUGAUCGGUCGUGGUGGGUCAAAAAUAAGAGAUAUUCAAAGUACAACAAACACCAAAAUACAGAUAAUAAAAGGGCAUCUUGAAGCUGAGGUCAAAAUUUUUGGCAGCAAAGCAAUGCAGACAAAAGCUAAAGCAAUGAUAGAUAAUCUUGUUAAAAAACAAGAAAAUUACAGUUCAGCUGCCAGAGUUGAUAUUGUUGCAUUCCAACCUUCUGUUGGAAAAGAUGUAAGGACAGAAGACAGUGUUGUCACAGAAGAUCAGCCUUUGAUUGAUUGGGAUCAAAUUCGAGAAGAAUCUUUGAAAUGGGAAAAAAAAAAGUGGGCAGAUUUGCCUCCGAUUAAGAAAAACUUUUACACUGAAUCAGAAACCACAAGCUUAAUGUCACAGGUGCAAAUAGAUAAUUGGAGGAAGGAAAAUUAUAAUAUAAUGUGCGAUGACUUGAAAGAUGGUGAAAAACGUCCUAUCCCCAAUCCUACAUGUAAAUUUGAAGAUGCCUUUCAGUGUUACCCUGAAAUUAUGGAAAACAUUAAAAAGGCAGGUUUUCAAAAGCCAACACCAAUUCAGUCACAGGCAUGGCCAAUAAUUCUGCAAGGAAUCGAUCUUAUAGGAGUUGCCCAAACUGGAACUGGGAAGACAUUGUCCUACUUAAUGCCUGGAUUUAUUCACUUGGACUCUCAACCCGUAACUGGAGAAAAAAGGAAUGGGCCUGGUAUGCUAGUCCUUACACCCACUCGAGAAUUAGCUCUUCAAGUGGAAGCUGAGUGUUCAAAAUAUAUAUAUAAAGGUCUUAGAAGUGUUUGUAUAUAUGGUGGUGGAGACAGAGGUGGACAAAUACAAGACUUGACAAAGGGUGUAGAUAUCAUUAUUGCAACUCCUGGGAGAUUGAAUGAUCUGCAAAUGAAUAAUUUUGUCAACCUGAAAAGUGUAACCUACUUGGUUUUAGAUGAAGCUGACAAGAUGUUGGAUAUGGGAUUUGAACCCCAGAUAAUGAAGAUUUUAUUAGAUGUGCGCCCAGACAGGCAAACUAUUAUGACAAGUGCAACUUGGCCAUAUGCUGUCCGUCGACUUGCACAAUCAUAUUUGAAAGAACCAAUGAUUGUAUAUGUUGGUACUUUGGAUCUAGUUGCUGUCAGUACCGUGAAACAGAACAUAAUUGUCACCACGGAAGAAGAGAAACGAUCUCAUGUUCAAACUUUCCUAGAGAGCAUGUCUCCCAAAGAUAAAGUUAUAGUAUUUGUCAGCAGAAAAUCUGUUGCUGAUCACUUAUCAAGUGACCUGGUUCUCCGACAUAUAUCAGUAGAGUCUCUGCAUGGCAAUAGAGAACAGUGCGACCGAGAGAGAGCAUUAGAAAAUUUUAAAACAGGUAAAGUGAGAAUACUGAUAGCUACUGACUUAGCAUCUCGAGGUCUCGAUGUCCACGAUGUCACCCACGUCUAUAAUUAUGAUUUUCCACGGAACAUUGAGGAAUAUGUACACAGAAUAGGGCGCACUGGAAGAGCAGGGAGGACUGGAGUAUCAAUUACUCUUGUCACUAGAAAUGAUUGGAGGGUUGCCAAUGAAUUAAUUAGUAUUCUGGAAAGAGCACAUCAGAGUAUCCCAGAGGAUCUUGUGUCUAUGGCUGAGAGAUACAAGGCAAAUAAGCUGAAAAAAGAAAUGGAAAAAAAACUGGGAAGACCCCAAGGAAAGCCCAAAAAGUUUUACGAUUAAGUCUGAGUUGAAAAGUGGCAUCAGACUACUUAUAUGAGAAAUCAAGAUCUUUUAGAAAUACACUGUUUAAGAUAGAUGGAAGUAUUUGGAAGAUGCUAACAGUAUAAAGAAGCUACUGAUUCUUAAAAUAAUAGUGUUUAAAAUGUAGAAUUUGAGGUUUUGUACUUUCUUUAAUAAAAUCAAAAGUAUUUAAACUUGUUGAAAAUUUUUUCUGGGAUAUUAAGGAAUUAGUAGCGUUAAGAUUUUUUCACUUUUUACUGUCUCUUUAUUUAAAAAGUAAUAAAAGUAAAGUUUGUCUCCUGCAUUGUUGCUAUAUCAAGGCCAGCCUUUAAAUGGUUUAAAGCUUAUUCAGAUAUUGUAAUGGUAGUGGAAUAGAUACUGUUAACAAAAUAAAUUAAUAUGUAUGAUAAAAAAUAAGCUGAUCUGCUCUGUAAAGCUGUCUGCAGCCUGUGCAGUGCGGGUUCCAUUCCCGGCUGGCCAGGGAGAAACCCACAUGGCGCGGCAGACCUCUCCUGCCUCACCCACUGCUCCCCUCAACAGUGUCUUUGGUUUGUCUGCCUGUUCUGCUCCCCACUCUGUUUCUGGUAAAUUCUCUCACCUUCCCGUGCCUCUGACUGUACCCCAGUUCUUGUAUAAAUAAAUCUUAAAAAAAA